AUGAAAGUUCGAGCGAAGGUAAUAUCUGGGCGGGAUGAAAGUUUCGAAGUUUCUGAAGAGAUUACUGUUGAACAGUUUAGACGCUUAGUGUCAGAGAGGAUAUCCAUAAGUUCGGAAAAAAUCCGUCUACUUUUCCAGGGGCGAUUUCUUUCUGAUAAAGCUAAAACUCUAGCUCAUUAUGGCGUCCAGGACGGGUUUGUCAUACAUGUGGUAGAGCAAAUGAAUCACGUAAAUAAUAUGCCCGUGUAUGCUGAUGAAGUGAACCAACAACGGAGAAGGAAUACUGGUGGGAGCUAUACAAACCGCAGAGUUUUAGUUCCACCUGUACGAUCUGUUAUAACAUUCACAAGAGGAGGAGCUGUAACAGAGCCCUCAAGAUUACAGGACCUUGUUAGAAGAGCAAUAGAUGAUUUGCCGAUAAUUCCCGCAGAAGUGAGGACUGGAUUGAGAAUAGACAUGACCGCAACGGGUUUAACUGUGAACAUGCCUGCAUUGAAUUGUCCUCAUGUUCCGAGCCAAGCUUUAGAAAGAAUCAUAGCUAUUGAUCGAGUUCUGAAAUACAUGAGGUUUUUCCGCACAAGCGCAGAGAAAGAUGAUGGAAUCUGCAGUAUGAUUGAUAGUUUAUUAGAUUCCACUCAUUGGCCUCCCGAUAAUAUCAUCAAGGUUACUCGUGGUUUCUUACUGAAUAUGGAUAGCUUCUCAGAUAUUAACAUGCCAACACAAGAGUAUGAAAAUAAUGACCCUGAAUCAGCAGAUUAUCAAGGUAGAUACCAAAGUUAUCCAAUCCCGGGAAAUGAAUCGAACGCAAACAUGAGUCCUUAUAUUGCUCGACAUGCCUUAGCAUCUGAUCUAGCUAAAAAACAUGACGAACUCCACGAGGAAUACAUGAAGUUUCAGCCUCAUCUCAAGCGAUAUAACUACAUCCUAAGUUCGCAUCAUGUGUUCAACAUAGAGGAAAGAGAUUACUUGUUGACUGAUCCUCGUGCUAACAUUUUGUGCGUUUACUCUCAACAUGUGCGAAAGAAUUUGCAUAAGUAUUCUCAUGCAUUGCACAUCCUGUCUGAAUUGAACGUUAAACUGGAAGACCCUCUUCCACGAAGGCUAUACCCGCAAAAUAGAGUGUUUCAAUUCAGUAAUCCAUCUCAGGGACAAAUUUCGUUCGAAAUCGUUGAUCCGCAUAACCCUAACCGUAUUGAAACUGCGCGACAUCAGACAGCUAGCGACAUGUUCAGAUGUACCACGAAUGAACCUACUAGCUUUGAUGGCUUGAUCUCUUUAUUUCCAACAGGGUACCAACGUCCUCAAACACUUUUUUCUGCUAGUAGACCAACGAAUAACAACCGAACGUUGGGCGGUACUCGGAGGCCGAUCAUAGUGGAUGGUCAAAUCGAGUCACCACCCCCUAUCACUACAGGAAUCACAACACCGCACGUAACAUCUUCUGAAACUGGAAGUGACUCUCAACGUAGAAGGCGCGUAUUUGAAAUUAGUCAGCUGGGUACACAGAGAGGUUCAAGUCGAGUUCCUUCUUCUGCAACAAGUGUUCUGGAAGGUAAUAACGUUCCUUCUGAAAGAUCAUCUUCUGCUCGUGCACCAGAAAAUCGUGCCACGGCGCCUUUCGAGCAUUCCUUGCUCGCUCCUCUGAUCCCAUCUGUAGGAGAACACAUGCGCACUUCUAAUAUCCCUAACCGUCAAAGUUUUGCGGAUGAUUAUCAAAUACUGCAAAACAGAACUGAUCCGAUUAUUGGGUUACAGAAUAGGACGGAGAGCCAUAAUGUACAAAGUGACACUGGCGCAGCUUUAACUUCUGAUGCAAACACUUCCUCUCAGCCUAUGGAUUUACCAGGUCGACCAUACGUAGCUCCAGAAGUUGUGUAUCCUCCACAUUCUCCUAGCCUUGAUUACAUAGGUCCGAUCGAUCUUAAUGAUGAUCAUAAUGAACUUCGACGACGCUUGACUGAAGCGGUGAGAAGUUACCAAGAUAAUAUGGAGCAUGUGGUUGCGGCACACGCAAUUUUGUUGGAAAAUCAUUUUUCUCUGAGAGCUACAACUGCGAGAGCACGUGACGCUAGCAAUCCAUUCGAAAGACUAUAUCGACAGAUCAUAGAUGCUGGAAUCACCAACAUAGGCAGAAGUUUUGGUGUGAAUGGGCUGAACCGUGCGAUGUCAGAACUACAAACCAAUCCUUUGUCGAUUUUACUCACCAUCGUGCAUUUCGCCGUAGCUGAUAUCAACUUACCGGAAUACCUGCGCUCCUUGCCGGGAGAGAACCGCCAGCCUGCAGUUAAUCCAACAUUUCCUGCUAAUCUCAUCAACGCUGCGGCUCAAUCAGAAAAUCGACGUACCGCUGAGACGUUCCUAGAGAGUUUAACAAGCAUGUUAGAUGGAACCACCUCUCCUAUGGUUGGCGGAGUUGAGAUUAGGCUCGAACCACAUGGUUUCAACAGGGUAAUCGCCAACCAUCCUAGAGUCACGGCUCAAUUCGACCGGGAUGACGCAGCAACACCUAGACCUACUGUCGCUAGUUUACUUCCUUCUGAACUAGAAUCACAUUUUGCUACUUUACGCGAGGGUGGAUCUCAGAAUAGAGGUGGAAGUGGACUGCCAAUGAUGAGUAUGCGACAGAGAGUUUUAAGACCCGACCCUUCACCCGAUUCCCCCCCGAUUCCGCUUGAUCCUUUCCUUAACUGUGAUAGUUUGUUGGAUUUCACAGGUGCUGAUUCUGCAGUGUCAGGAUCAAUGUUCCAUCAAAUUUCAUCUUCUCGAAUGUUCAACAGUUCUUUCCGUGACUCACUGAGUACCAGAAGAAGAACAAAUUUACCUACUGAGCCCUACGGAGUUCCUACGAUGGCCGAAAUACGAAUGGCUCUUACUCACAAUGGAGAAAUAAUUUCUCCUAGUGAAGAAGCAAGUGUCAUCCUCAUCAUUCAACAUGCUAUUAGAUGGAUCUUAUUACUCAUGAGAGAAAAUGAUAUAUCCCGAGUAGAAGAAACCGCUGGACGGUCCAGACAAAUAGUGGGAAUCAGACAGCUUCACGAUGAAAUGGUCGCUGCCCACUCGGAUCCAGAAGAGAGGUUUUUGAACCGUGCUUCAUUAUUCAGUCAGGAGAGUUUAUCAACAUUAAUGCUGAACGAUCUACCAGAUUCUGAAAUGGGAAGGUUACAAGAUAUAUAUGAUAAUCCUCAUGUGAUAGCAAGAAAUCCAAGUUUCGAUUCUGCAUCAAACGCACACCUUGCCAGGAACACCGGAUCUUCCAGUCGGAGACUUCAUGCUCUUUGGACUACUCCUCUCAGAUUCGAUCCUAAUUCUUCGACACCAGUUUAUUUCCAAACGAAUACCAACUUGCCUGCCAGAGCUGCACCUCCUACUAACCCUGCUGUUGCCAGAAUCGCGGUUCCCUUAGUUCAGCCAUCAACCAUGAGAAUGCCACCGAAUAUUGUUGGUAUAGCAAGUAUUAGAAACUCUGGGAGUCACGGUGCAACAACUGCUUCCACUUCUCCUGCGACCGCAGCUAUGGUUGCACCAGGAAGAAGUGGUCCAGUUCGCUUAACUCCUUCCAGCAUUAGAAUAGCUGUUCCCGUAAUAGGAUCUACUGUUCGAAAUCUCCCUAGUUCGGAUCCGAGUUUAACAUUUGCGGAGCAACUCGCUAGACAAGUAGAAGAAAACAUGAGGAAUAUGGGAGCCAGUGUAAGCCUUUUAACCAAUUCACGAGCCGGCAGUCCAUCGUCUUCAACUGCCCAAGAAAGGCCGAGCAACUCAAGAGAAGCUAUAACAGUUCGAGCACCGGAGCAAGGAACUUCUCCUCGUGCAAAAAAGAGAAAAACGGAAACUGACACAAGUUCCGCUCCGGCUUCCAGCCGAGCUUUGUUCAACAGAAGUAUUCCCAUGAACACAGUUAAUAGAACAUCUUGGGAACGUAUUGUAGCUGCAGAUGUUGAGAGGCAAAGGAACUCACCACCCCGUGUGUGUACAUUCAGCAGAGGAUAUUUAGCAGGAGGAUAUUGUGCAAGAACUGUCAGUUCUCUACCCAGAUCUUCGUCGUUUACGGGCAUAGUUGACAAUUUGACGCAUUUGAGUGUCGAUGGCUUUCCAGAGUCUCCUAUGACUCAAAAUUUAGAUUUCCUUGACGAACCAGAUUAA
Auanema sp. JU1783 is the source of this 4140-nucleotide messenger RNA. Lineage: Eukaryota; Metazoa; Nematoda; Chromadorea; Rhabditida; Rhabditidae. The record is from the annotation of a GenBank genome assembly.